AUGUUUUCCGAGUAUGCCUCCAAGUUCCUCUCGCAGUCGCAGUCUGCGUCGCGACUCUCCCUCGGACAACCCGAGUCGCCUUUUACCCAGCCUCGCUCAGACAGACAGCGACCCUCCUCUCGCACACGACCGUCGGGCAGCUACUUCCAGCGCCGCAGCAUGAACCCAUAUAACUCGCAGGCCAUGUCGCGCUACCCUUUCGCCUCCCGGACCUCCAACGCGCCCGCGCCUCUGUUCUAUUCUGCCACAGAUGACUUCCGAGAAGAGGACGACCAUGCAGAGCACGAUCGCGAAAUGGCAGACCACUACGCCCUACGCCGCUCGCGGGCGCAGUUUGGCGCCAGCAACCUAUCCGAGUCGGCAGGAACAGAUGACGAUAUGGAACGGAAAUCAGACCACACAGCAGACGGCGGCAGCGUUGAAGGCGAUGCCACCUACGGACUAGGUCGGGGCAUCAAGAGCUCGUGGAAGGAUGACAAUACUACGCGAGGGAGAUCCACUACCGUCACGAAGCUGGAUCAUGACAGGAGAGAUUCAAGCGUACCACUCUCCGAGUCGAGCGCAGCACCGAGCAGCCAAAACAACGCCAAGCUCGUGGAUGUUGAGUUAGCAUCAACGAAUCGGGGAAGCUUGGAGGACGACGAAGCGAGCGAGGUUUCACGAGAUGUUGAACGACCGCCAUCAUACCAGCAGUUCCGAAAUCCGCCCAGACGAACGCGCGGCAGAAGUCCGCUUCGAACGCAAUUACCAAUACCGCAAGAGACGGACGAGGACACCCUCUUGCAGCAUCCUGGGCCGCCCGACAGCGAUUCAGAUCCUCAGCUUGUUACUGCAGAACCCGUCACACAACCACGACAUAACUUCUUUUGGGCGGAGAUGUUUCUCCUUGCAAAGUGCGCCCUUGUCGGCGUCAUCUUCCUCGCCUGGCUACAGGAUUCACCACCAGAUAAGAAACACCCAUUAGGCGACACGAUAUAUACUGUACUGCAUUCGUCGUUUCAUCUGAUUGGCGUCUAUUCGCUAGUUUCAGUCUUAGUCGGUCUUCUCUGGCUAUCAUUACUACGUUCAUUCGCACGACCUUUGGUUAUAGUUUUACUGGUCGCCGUACCGGUGAUAUCGUUCUCAUUCUUCCUGUAUCCGCUUAUAUCGAGUUUCAAGGGCUCGUGGAACGGCAAAAGCACUCAGGAUAAAGUCAUGCGGUGGCUCUCCCUCGGUCCAGCCAUCUUCUGCGUAGGGUGGCUUUACACGGUAGUGAAAGGGCGCCAUGCCCUGGAUAAAGCGACUAGGAUGCUCGAGUUCUCUGGUGAGAUCCUACAAGCGAACCUCCACCUGCUCUUCAUCGGAAUCGCCACCUUAGCUGCUGUCGUGGUGUGGUCCUGGAUCUGGGUUUUCAUGUUUACUGGCCUGUUCCUUGGAGGUCAUGCCACGAAGUCUGGCUGGGUCAUCGACAUGAGCACCUGGUGGCUUGGCGCAGCCUUCUUCUUCGACUACUUCUGGACGCUCAGUGUGAUUGCUGGCGUCCAGCGCGUUAGCACUGCUGCUACCGUGAGCCACUGGUACUUCCACCGCAACACGAACCCCACACCGCCACGUGCUAUGGUCCAGGCCUCCUUGUUCCAUGCAUUUUAUACCAUGGCGGGAACGAUAUGCUUCUCUACCUUCCUAUCUCUCCUCGUCCGGCUACCGCUGCUUGCCCUCCCACGGCGCAUUACUCGGUGGAUCAGUGCUUGCGUCUACCACGUCCUCCCAACUUCGAUCGCCGUACUAACAAACCCGCUCACCCUGACGUACGCGUCGAUCCAUAGCGUGCCAUUGGCCCAGGCCUCACGCGGUAUCAGCGAGAUGACUUUCAUCUCGCCCUCUUCGCCGUCAACAACCCUUGGACCACGCUCAUUCGCACCAUCUCAGGCCCGCCCAUCGAUAGUCUCGUACCGCCUUAGCAAGACCCUACUCCACGCCAUUCGCUGGGUCAUCACCCUCGCGCUGGGUUUCGGAGGCUGGGUUUCGACCGCCAGGAUGCUGAAGCUUGGGAAUGACACGGUGCCGUAUACUGGCAGUUUGUAUGCCUAUGUCAUUGGGUUGAUCAGCGCGGCAAUUGGGUGGGGAGCUCUCGGUGCGAUGGAAGGUGUGCUCGGCGGCAUUCUCGACGCUGUGCUCAUAUGUUGGGGCAGUGAAGUCGGAAGGGAUGGGAGCGGGGAUGCGAGGUUUUGCAUCGAGGCCGGGAGGUUGUUUGGCAAUGAGGUCAGUGGGCAGGGGAGAGGCCGAUAUGAAGUGUAG
Didymosphaeria variabile is the source of this 2277-nucleotide messenger RNA. RefSeq lists its product as uncharacterized. Bases 1 to 2277 code for a protein of 758 amino acids. The transcript is spliced from 2 exons. NCBI's taxonomy places the organism in Eukaryota, Fungi, Ascomycota, Dothideomycetes, Pleosporales, Didymosphaeriaceae. Gene Ontology annotation, molecular function: transmembrane transporter activity. The record is from RefSeq and is a predicted model, not a curated record. Gene Ontology annotation, biological process: transmembrane transport. Gene Ontology annotation, cellular component: plasma membrane.